This is a messenger RNA of Anopheles merus, 11157 nucleotides long. It is a transcript of the gene Pkcdelta, whose product is annotated as putative protein kinase C delta type homolog. The coding region runs from base 934 to 7545 and encodes 2203 amino acids. Gene Ontology annotation, biological process: intracellular signal transduction; peptidyl-serine phosphorylation. The transcript is spliced from 9 exons. The record is from RefSeq and is a predicted model, not a curated record. Lineage: Eukaryota; Metazoa; Arthropoda; Insecta; Diptera; Culicidae. Gene Ontology annotation, molecular function: ATP binding; diacylglycerol-dependent serine/threonine kinase activity.
GGCUCAGUUUAAAAGUGUCCGCCGCCAGCAACGGUACACCAGGGCCAGUCCCUGGCGUGUGUAUGUGUGUGUGUGUGAGUGCGUGUGUGCGUUUGUCCCGUACCGUUUGCCGUGUCCUGUGCCGCUCCGGUAGCAAUCAAAGUGAAAGAAACACUGAAUUAUUAUUACGACACUAUCUGGUCCGACACUUCCAACACACUGUGACGUGUGGUGGUAGCUUAUCGCCUGAUCCGUUGGGCACCAGCGAACUACCUGCAAGGUGCGCGUGCGGGUCCUUUCCGUUGACCGCAAGUAACCUUGCCCCUUGUCCAAGCGGCUCGCCGCCCGUUCGACUGGUCUGGCUCUGUGCGCGCGUGCUGCUGUGUGUCUUUCUGCGUGCGCGCGUGUGUGUGCAUGUGUGUUUGGUUGUAGGUGUCUAUAAAAAUAAAAGCAGAAUGAGCAGACGCGCUCGGGCAGCGCGAUAAGCGGGCAGGAGCGAGUGCACCAGCGGGGUGUGAGAAGAUAAUGCCGAAUUGAUGGAGGCGGUUGAUGCUCUCCGCCUGGUUUGAACUGAAGCGUAAAUAAAUUCUGCUGCUCGGGAGAAAGACUGCGUGUGCUACUGCCCACCACUACUAUCAACCGUGCCCGUCCGUCACAAAGCGGGUGGCUGUGUGUGCACGGCGUGGAGCGCCGGACGUUUCGCACAUACGAUACUUGCUCGCACUUUGCCUUACGCUCGUGCCGUUGUGUUUGACUGCACAAGGGGAACCCAAAACCCAAGCGACCCGCCCGUGUGCGCGUCAAAUGUGCUUCUCCGUGUGCGUGCGCGCGGCUCGUAGUAUCGGCUCGACUGUCAGUCUUCAAUCAAGUGUGCGGUCCCGCGGGGGAAUGUGCCACUGACGCUGAGCCUUUCCCCUCACUGCUGUGGCCGUUUUGUCAAGUUGCGCUGCAACGAUGCCACUGUACUCGGAGCUGUACCACAACUUCGUCGGCAACACGCCGAUCAUCCCGUCGCCGAUGGUGUCGGUCGGUUCGUCCACCUACAGCCCGCCGACGUACGUCGGUGUGUCGCGGGCAUUCCCGAACCCCCUAUCGGUGGCCGGGUCCCGCACCGCCCCCUCCUUUGCCCGCGGGUACGUCCCGAAGCUGACACCGAUCACGGAGACGCCGCUGACCAGCACCCGCAUCGCGGCACUGGGGCGCGUCAGCUCGCCCAAGUUCCUGGCGGGGGCGGGCCAUCACCACUCCCACCACACCCACGGGCAUACGGGCUCGCCCACCUACCAGAAGCCGCGACGCAUCAUCAACACGGCCGACAUUGACGUGUCCGCGUCGAAGUAUGCGGGCAGUGCGCGCAGCCCCGCCCUGCACACCACCGCCACUAUCAGCCACCGGGCGAGCUCGUCCCCGACCAGCUACACCGGCCGGGCCGGCAGUCCACCCGACCACCCACUGAUUGGCACCAGCGGUGGCGUCACCACCACCACGAUCAACCUGCCGGAGAUGGAGCGGCCCUCACUGUCCGCGCGCGACCAGGAGCUGAGCGAGCGGAGCGAGCAGCGGCGCGCCCGCUCCACCAUCAACCGGAACCGCACGGUCGUGCGGCUGAACACGAUCCGGGCGCGCAGCAAGUCGCGGGGCAGCCGGGGCAGUACCGAGGGCCGGGACCGGCACGCCCUGCCCGACGCACCGACGACCGAGCCGACGUUCGACGAGGAGAUGCUGCUGCUGGAGCUGCCGGCGGUGCGGCCCGGCGGCACCACCUCCUCCUGGCGGGACAACUUCCGGGACGAGCUGUCGCUGCGGCCGCGCACCCGCACCGAGCCGAGCAAGUCGCCCGGCGAGCUGCUGCUCGAGAAGCAUCUCAUCCGGGACGGCGACCCGGGCACGGUCGAACCCUUCCCGCCGACCAUCCGGUCCCCGGUGAUGAAGCGGCGCGGCACGAUCCGGCGCAAGAGCGCGGUGAAGAUACCGAGCUUUCACGAGAUCUGCGCCGACAUCAGCUCGGACAAGCUGGACGACGAUCUGAAUGCGGGCGAGCUGCGACGCCGCGCCUCCCAGCUAAUCGAGGACGAGCUGCUCCAGUUCCAGGAGGAGCUGAAGAAGGCGGCCGGCGGAGCGGCCACCCUAGCGCCCGACACGCUCGAGGAGCGGCUGAAGGAGGCGCUCGAGCAGCAGCUCGCCCAGGACUCGGGCGUGGAGGUGGCGGAAAAGCGCAAGCUGAAGAAGAUCAAGCGCACCCGGACGAAGGUGCUGCCGGUGGCGUCGGUGCCAGGGGCGGAUGUGGAAGCCGCGCCAGAACCGAAGAGGGAGGAGGAGGACGCGGUGGUGGUGGUGGAGAAUGCGGUGGCGCCGCGAAUCGUAGCCGAGCUGGAAUCGAUCGAGGAGUGCACCGUGUUCAAGCUGCCGAAGAAGAAGAAAAAGCAACCGGACGAGGGCGGUCCCGGCGGGGCGCGGAAGGACGUGCCAGAGGUGCAGGUCGUCAUACGGGACCGGCCGGAACCGAACGGAGCGCAGGGCCCGUCGAAGCAGGCUUCGACGGCCGGCGCCAGCGAGGCAACUGUCGACGGGGCGGGCCCUGUUGAUGCGACGACACCGCGCAAGACCGCCAAAGCCGGCAUCAAGACGUACGUGCGGAAGAAAACGGUUGAAGCACUGCCGGAACCGGUGCAGGUGGAGACGUUGAAGCUCGUGGCGGAGCCGGAAGCGAAAGUUAAGGUAGAGCCGACGUCGAACGGGCUGGCAAAAUCCGUCGAGACGCCACCCCUUCAGAAGAUCCAGGCAAUGGACCGGUCCGUUGAUAUGGGUGACAAGCCGGCAGCGAAGAAACAGCCAGACAUCCCGACGAAGCUGGGCGAUGACAAGAGCUCCGAGGAGCUGAAACGACGUGUUGAAGGAUCUUCUGCCACCACUGUCGAUGGUAGCCAAGCAAAGCUACCGGAACGGAAGGCCCUAACUACUGAGGCAAUGAAGCUGCUGACCAGUGAGAAGCAAGAAGUCACGCCGAAACAAACAGCUCAAUCAAUAGAGGUUAAGAAGAUGCCAUCCAGUGAAGCUCCGAUUCCAAAGCAGCCCGAAUCACUCGCAAACCUUGCCAAGAAACCGGCAAUGCCUUUGCAAACAGAUGGCAAGGCUCCAUGCGCAACUACCGAGGCAUUGAAGCUCGUGAACAAUGCGAAGCAAGAAGUGGCACCGAAACAGACAGCUCAAUUACCAGAGGUUAAAAAGAUGCCACCGAGUGAACCUCCGAGUCCAAAGCAACCCGAAUCUCCUGCAAGCCUGGCGAAGAAACCGGCGACGUUGUUGCAACCAGACAGCAAGACAUCGGCUGCGGUAACUCCCACCAUUGCUCGGACCGACCAACAGCCAACCAAUGAAUUAAUCAGCAAGCUGAGUCAACCAACCAAACCCAAACUAGAGCAACUGCCUGCGGAGCCGGCAAACAAGUCGCCACUUACCAAACCGAAGCUCGAGGAACCCCCAGCAAAACUCGCACCGGCCAAGCUGGGCCUGGUGCGCAAGAAGCCGGCCGACCUGAAGCGGUCCACCGACGAGGUUGACUUUUGGAGCACGAUCGGCACGCGGGAGACGGUGUCGUUUGCACGCCGCAAGCAGCAGCUAGUAGCGCUUCGCUCGACCGAGGAAGAGGAAUCGCCGCCGGCAUCGCCCAGCCAACCGUACCAAGGUAUGCCGGGAUCACCGAAGGUUGGGCUGGCGGACAGGGCUAAGCAGCAGGUAGCCCAACCGGUCGGGAGUCCCAAAAGCCCGACGGAGGGUAAAAGUGUAUUCACGCUUCCCGACCCGAAAGCGACUGAAGCGGGAGGUCCUGCGGCUGGUUCGAAACCUCUGGAGGCAAAGCUGGUACCGAUACCGGAGCCGCUAGUUCCGAAGGCGCUCACUACGACACCACCCGAGACGCCCAAGCUCAAGCCGAAGCUUAACUCUUCCCUCACCCUGGACGAGACACCGCAGAAAGUGAAGUUGCCGGAAGAGAAAACAGUUCUGGAGUCAGUACCGACCAAGGCUAAACCUUGCACACUUCCGGGAGCGUCUGCGUCGAAGGAGACAUCAGAGAAGGCUACAGCAUCCGCUGUGUCAGAGCCGACAUCACCCAAAGUGAAAGUACCAGUCACUCCAGAGCCUACAUCACCGAAAGCAAACGUACCAACAGCUCCAGAAGCUACAUCAAUAAAAGCGAAACAAUCUAUCGUGCCAGAGACAACAAACACAAAAACAAAAGUACCAACAGUUCCGGAGCCUUCCUCGCCGAAAGCAAAGCAGCCUACUGCUCCGGAGCCUUCCUCGACGAAAGCAAAGCAGCCUGCUGCUACGGAGCCAUCCUCGCCAAAAACAAAGCAGCCUACUGCUCCGGAGCCUUCCUCGCCGAAAGCAAAACAACCUGCUGCUCCGGAGCCUUCUUCAGUAAAAGUGCCCACUGUUCCGGAGCCUGGUUCACCGAACACCAAACAACCCACCGUUUCGGAGCCUACAUCUCCAAAAGCAAAGCAAGCUACUGUUCCGGAGCCUUUCUUGCCGAAAGCAAAGGUUCCUGCUGCUCCGGAGCCUACUUCACCGAAAGCGAAAGUACCGACAGUUCCGGCACCGGCUUCACCCAAGUCAAAGCAACCCGCCGUUCCGGAACCUACUUCACCCAAAGCAAAGCAACCUUCCGACCCCGAGCCUUCGUCGCCGAAAGCAAAGCAAUCAACGCUCCCAGACAAACCGUUGCCCAAGGUUAGCCUCGCCAAAGUGCCUGGCGGGCCGGAUGCAAUCCCGAUCGCUCCACUCGACACCAAGAAACUGUCCCCGAAGGAGCUGAUCAAAGCAAUCGCUCCCAACAUUGCGGCCGCAGCCGAAAAGAGGCUGGCCCAGGAGAAAACCAAACCCAAAGAGCCAAAGCCCGAGCCGACCGGUCCCACCACCAGCUCGACCGGCACAACCGUGCCGGUGACUACCACGGCGCCUGCUGGUCCGACCACCGAUGGGAAGCAGCCGGACGAACCGCCGACGAAGAAAGUGAUCGUCAAGAAGGUGGUGAAAGUGGUAAAAACGAAAGUACCGGCCGGUUCGAAGCCAAAACCAGAACCGGAAGCGGAUGCACAGGCCGAGCGCGAGCAGGAACAGCGUCGACUGGCCCAGCAGCAGCAACAACAGCAGCAGAAUCUCGAGCGCAUGAAGACGAAGCUCAACCAGAUCACGCUCAACAUGGGCGUCAAGGGGAUGGAGGUGGAGGUGAAGGAAUGCCAAAAAUGCCAAUCGGCGAUAGUGUCCGAGGCGCUUCCGGUGCCGGCAGCCAUCGUGACGACGCCGAAGAUGACGCCCGCGCCACCGAGCGCGACGUCGAAGCAGCCGAGCGCAAACGGGGCGAAGCUGACGAAGAAUAAAUUCGGCACGCUAGCCAACCUGAGCGACCUAUCAGCAGUGGACGGUCACGAUCGACACACCACACAAGCAGUGCAAAGCAAACAGAAACCACAGACACCCACAGAGCCACAGCAGCAGCAGCAGCAGAAGCAGCAGAAAGUGUUCCUCUCGAGCAGUGACGAAGAGAACGGGGAAGCAGCGAAGCAGAGACCGGCCGCCGGUGUCAGUGUAGGAGCCCGCGUCGCGAACGACAGUGCCUCGGAGACCUCGUUCUCCGGCGUGGAAGACGACUGGUCAUCAGAGGAGGAGGACGACGAGGACGACGAGAUGGCGAACGAUAAGCCGGAGAAGAAGAAGCCGUUCGAUCCGACCAAGCGCGUCAAGCUGAACUUCGAGCAGAUGCGCAAGUGCUACUCGAAGGAGGAAAAGUCCCCGAUCGUGCUGGUCGCCCGGCCCCGCCCGCUCUGGAAGGUGAAGCGGCACGGCCACCGGCACAACCGGAAGGCGGACCUGACCAGCAGCAGCAGCAGCGGCAGCGGCAGCAGCAGCUGCAGCGAGGACGAAAGCACCAGCACGUCGACGACGACGAGCAGCGGCGCGACGACCAGCACGACCGGCCGCACCUCGUCCGAGGCGGUGUCGACGAUGGACGGUGCCACCUCGGACAUUGCCACCGACAGCAGCGUCAACUCGAGCACCGGCGGCAAGCAGGGCAAGGGGGCGAAGGGCGCCCAGGCGAAGGGCAAGGGGGCCAAGGGCAAACCGGACCCGUUCGGGGACAUCUACGACAACCCGAUGGUGAUACCGCUGCACGCGGAACCGCGCACCAGCAGCCGGAAGAGCGGCGGCUCGUUCGUGGCCCCGCUCCGGGACGAGAACAACAACACGCCGGCCGACCUGGACGAGGACGAGCGGGCCCGGUCGAUCGGGGCCGGCCACGAGGUGCGCAGCGCCAGCACGAGCAGCCACGAUUCCGGAUUCUACGGCGGUGGCACCGCACCGAUCAGCCCGAAGAAAGCGCUCGAGACGUCCUACACGUACGCCCAGUUCCAGAAGACGGGCAAGCUGACCGCACCCGCCACCGUGAUACCGCGCUUCCGGAAGUACAACGUGGACGAUUUCCACUUCCUCACCGUGCUGGGCAAGGGCAGCUUCGGCAAGGUGUUUCUGGCCGAGCUGAAAAACUCCGACUACUACUACGCGAUCAAGUGCCUGAAGAAGGACGUCGUGCUGGAGGACGACGACGUCGACUGUACGCUGAUCGAGCGGAAGGUGCUCGCCCUCGGCACCAAGCACCCGUUCCUGUGCCAUCUCUUCUGCACCUUUCAGACGGACAGUCACCUGUUCUUCGUGAUGGAGUACCUGAACGGUGGCGACCUGAUGUUCCACAUCCAGCAGAGCGGCCGGUUUCCGGAGGCGCGGGCCCGCUUCUACGCCGCCGAGAUCGUGUCCGGGCUGAAGUUUCUACACCGCAAGGGCAUCGUCUAUCGCGAUCUGAAGCUGGACAACGUGCUGCUCGACUACGACGGGCACGUGCGGAUAGCGGACUUUGGUAUGUGCAAGCUCGAGAUCUACCUGGACAAGCUGGCGGACAGUUUCUGCGGCACACCGGACUACAUGGCACCCGAAAUAAUCAAAGGGCAAAAGUACAAUCAAGCCGUCGACUGGUGGUCGUUCGGUGUGCUGGUGUACGAGAUGCUCGUCGGCCAGUCGCCGUUCAGUGGCUGCGACGAGGACGAGCUGUUCUGGUCGAUCUGCAACGAGAUACCGUGGUUCCCGCACUAUCUCUCCAAGGAGGCGUUGCGAUUGCUCCAGUCGCUGCUGGAAAAGGACGCCUCGAUACGGCUCGGUGUGCUCAACACGAUGGACGAGGAGAGCGACAUCAAGUAUCACCCAUUCUUCAAUAGUAUUACCUGGGACAAACUGGAGAGACGCGCCGUCGAACCGCCAUUCAAGCCCCAAGUCCGACAUCCACUCGAUACGCAGUAUUUCGACAAGCAGUUCACGCGGGAGCGAGCGCGACUGACGCCCAUCGACCGGAACAUCCUUGCCUCGAUGGAUCAGGCCCAGUUCGAGGGUUUCACCUACACCAACCCAAACAACACGCUGACCAAGAUGCGCGAGAAGCAGAAGAAAAAGCAAAAGAAGAUGUACUUCUGCCCGCAGUGUGGCGAUAUCAAAGUGACGUACAACAUUUUUUAGCUAAAGCGGGGCGUUGUUGAGCCAUCUUUUUGUCCUUUUUUUUGUUAAUUCUAUUACUACUCCGUGGCUCGGACCAUUCGGUGCCUUGUGUGUAGAGCGACACAAUGGUUGUGUGGGGCGAGGGCGAUUGCGCGGCGAUGCGAUUUAAUGGGAUAUAUAGCGAGCGUGUGCGUGCGAUACGUCAGCGUGUCGGUGGCAGUUGGUUGCACCUUGCCAGUGCGAAGCCGAACGGUCGCAUUGUAGUAGGCGCUAGUAGCAGCAGCGGGCAGCACCAGUAGCAGCAGACACAGCAAACGCCAACAGCAGCACGAGCAGCAGCAGCAGCACCACCACCAGCAAAGCGUAAAACAAUGUCGCGAUCGUUAAAAAAAAAACAGUCUGAGCGUGCAGCAGCAGAAGCGGGCAAGAGAGUAGCGACCCCGUACGGUCAGAGCACGGUCGGUUGUGUGCACUGUGAGCAUUUCGGAGCUUUCGAGGAAGCAAACAGCGAUGGAGCUUGUUCCAUUUUUUCAUUUUUAUUUGCAAGGAUGCUUUGUUUUUGUUUUGAUUGUUCACAAUUGAAAGCACAAGAGAAGAGGAUUCGGUGAAGCGAAGGAAGCUUGACGGCAGCCCUUGCCAAACGCUUUGGAUAUGGGGUUGCUGACCCCUUAUCUGGGUGGUUUGACCCUUUUUUUUCACCCCGCUCUUUUUAUCGUUUUUCCUAUUUCCUUGGCAACGCAAGUGUUUACCAACAACCCGUACCUUGCACGGGGUGAAAGAGUUUAGCGCCAGUUUUUUUUUUUCCUUUCCUUCUUUUCAAUACUCCCCCCCCCUCCCUCCUCCUCCCACGCCAACCCUUCCAUACCUUUGCUUUGCUCAUCUGACUCGCCCCUGCCGGACUGUCUACCGAAACCGUGACGCGGAACAAAAACAAAACUAAAUCGACAGACCAAAAACAAAAAGAGAAAAACCCAUCCGGACCGAAAGAGAAAAAAACAAACAAAAACGGGACGAACGAACAAACGCACCAAACGAAGGGCGGCGGAAAACAGGCGAACGACGCGACCGACAAACGGCAACAAAACGAAAACAGCAAACCCCUGUGCCCAUCCUUUUACUGCUUCCUAAUAUCCCUGACGACGCACGUCACCGCAAACGCUCUACUGGAACGGGUAACCGCGAAACCGCGGAGGCACACAGAGCACGGAGCAGGGGGGAAAACGCUCCCUUCCAUCAUCCUGCGGCUUUCACCAAAACAGCCAACCAACAUAAAGCGACACCCUUUCCAAUGUGUCCCCUACCUGUCCUGGCCCCUUCCCACUUUAUUUCGUUUGUUGUUUUUUUCUGUUCUCCCUCUCUUGCUCUUUCCCUUCCAUUAUUCCCUUUGUUUUGUUUUCUCCCAUUUUAUUGCCUUUUCCCUUUGUUGUUUUGUUUGCUAACCCGUUUCUUCACCGCAACGAUUGGACGCAACACCGACCCGAAUUGGACGCUUCACCGUAUCUCAUUCAUCCCUUCCCGAACAUUUCACACCAGUGUUCUUUUCCGCUCUCUUGCCUACUUUCUUGCGAUGGCGCUUCCAUGUUUCCAUAUUGGCACUCCAUUCCCUUUACCCUCCCCCCCCCCCUCUUUGGCACAUUAUUCCAAGGAACGAGAGAGUGAUAAUUUGAUCUACUGGUUAUCGUUUCUAUUCCCCCAUCUGUUCUGUUUUUCUUUUAUUAUUAUUAUUAUUAUUAUCAAUAUUGUUUAUAUGUUUUGCUCGGUCGCCUCUGAUUUUGCUCCGAUUUUAAUUCUGUUUUGAACUUUCUUUUUUUUUUUCCUCUUCUGCUUCUUAUUCUCCUUUUUUUUCUUUCUCUUUUUCCCUUUCUUCUUCUUUUUCCAAAUGCUUUCCGUUGUCGAUGUUUUCUAUUUCUUUUAACUUUAUUGUGUUUUAUCUUUUAUAUAUUUUUGAUACUUUUUUUGUUUAACUAUCCCUAUUCGCGCACAAUGAAAACAAAACUGAUGUGUUUUUUUUUUGCAAAACAAUCCAAAAAACCCAGCCAAGAUAAUGCAAGGCUUUAUAUGCUGCUGCGCAGCAGAUACGAUUAGUAGGAGUGAUGCAAAGUGCACCUGGGGUGUGGGGGAACAAAAUAUGCACGAACUGAAAAACCAACCAAACAAACGACUUCAACGGUAUUGUAAGAAAAGGCUUGAUAAACCCUUUGCCCAGCCUUUGCUAGGCAAACCCGCUAGGCAAACCACCUCCAUCCCUUUCUCCCUUGGCUUGGCACCACCUUCCAGCUAUUCUAUCCUUUCUUUUUCCGCUUUUUUUUUGUUUCGUUCCCUUCUCUUUCCCGAUUGGUUUUCCCAAUUGAUUUUUUUUUGAACUUCGUCUCCAUAUAGGCAUAUAUUGAAUUUAGCAUGUUUAAGUUUGAAUCAUAUUCCCCUUCCCUACCCCAAUCCCCCUACCCCCUCCACCUCCCCCCCCCCCUCCCCCUAUCACGUGGUUGAUUGUGAAACGGUCCUAGAAUUAAGCAAGUAGAUAAACAAACCCUAGAGAGUUGCGCCUAACAGUAAGGAGAGCUAGGAGGAGUUUGGGCGCACCAAACUAAUGCGCUGGCGAAAGCGCCCCUCAAUCAUUUGUCCCGUCCCAUUUGUUUUGUAAACCGUGCCCGUGUGUACGCCUCCCUGCCAAAAUGGUGGGGGGGGGGUGUCCCCGCCCGCGGUGCUCGGAGUUUGGCGUUCGGUUGGUAGGGAUCGCUGGGAGCGAUCGAACAUGUCUUAGCUACAACUUUGCAUUGGGCCAUCACCACCAAUCGUGCCCGGAAUCCCCGGAACUCCAACAGGGAUGGGGAUGAACGCGGUGCGUGGAGAAUUGUGAUCGGCCGUGGUGGAAACAGUGAGGAACAGGAAGGGGCAGCAUCGCGAGGGCAGCGCGCAUACACAUUUUUUGCGAACACGAGCCAGCAGCUCCAGGGUCGCCUGGGUCGCCUGGGCAGGGGCAAAAGUGUGCGGUGUGAAGAGGAGGAAAAGUACCUUGGUUUUUGCCUUGCCCCUUUGCCAGCUCCCACUCCCCCAGCUGGCUGGCCCGCGCUCGACCUUUUCCACGCGCUGGCUGGUGAUGCAGCUGUUCCUUUCCUUCUUUGUCGCCCUCUUUCUUUGUCGUUUAUUGGUAAUUACAUGGUAGCAGCUAGAAGAAGAAGAAGAAGAAGAAAAGUCCUGAAAAUCAGCAAAAAAAACACACGAAACCAUCACACCAAUAAUCACUCGGAAUUGCCUAUACCAAGUUUUUUGCGUCAAUGCUAUGUGAAUCGUUUAACUGUAUGUUUUAUUUAAAUAUUGUAUACUAGGGUAGCGUGCCUUCUUUUAAAAAAAAAGUAUAAGCUAGACAGGUGGAGUGCGAGCGGCUAGCAGGAGGCAGUAGCACGCUAUAUUGCGAGAGAUAGUUUAGGGUUAGCCACCGUCUACUAAACAUAAUCUACACUCACACACACACACACCUACACUCUUUCACACACUCACACAUGUACUUACACACCAAACAAAAAAAAUAUUAUGAAUUCAGAUUCCGCGCAGAGAGGUUUGUCAAGAAUACGACACAGUUUUGCUAAAUAAACAAAGCCCAGCAUUAAACGCAUACAUUAUUUAAAACAAAAA